AGGUGUUGCAACAUCUCACCACCUGCUUACGUGCCUCGCCGCUCGUUUGCAUCUCUUACCACGGUGUCGCUCUGAAGAUGCCAUGGCCAAAGAAAGUGCGCGUCAAGAGCAGCACGCUGCCUCUGAUGAGACCCGCGACCUCCUCAAUCUUAUCGACCACGACAGCGACUCCGGCGAGAGUGACAUUAUAGCCCAGACGGCCCGAAAGCGGAUAGGAGACAGCACGUCCAGCAGCCCGAAUCUCACUCCCUCUUUGACUCCAUCGCCCACUCCAUCGCCUGCCAAUGGGCAUCCCGCCCCGCCUCGACGACAGUCUUCCUUCGCCCAGCCGCGCUCCCACGGUCCCAGGACCCCAAAUAGAGUUCGAUUCGACAUAUCAGAAGACGACGGCCACGCUGGCGACUGGUUGGAAGAGGAAGACUACAUGAAUAGGCACACUGGCAGAAGGGGCAGCGGUCGCGGCGAGCAGAGGCUACCCCUGCUAACGGGGAUUGAAGCACCCAGCGUGACGCUUGCGGACGACAUAGAAUUCAAUCCCGAAGACCUGCUGGAGAGCGCAAGACCAAAAAGCGGCAUGAAGAGUGCAUUCAUGAACAUGGCAAACAGUAUCAUAGGCGCGGGAAUUAUAGGGCAGCCAUAUGCCUUUCGUCAGGCUGGUCUGGUAACGGGAGUGGUGCUCCUGAUUGGACUCACCAUCAUCGUAGACUGGACCAUUCGCCUCAUUGUCAUCAAUUCGAAGCUCAGUGGGUCGAACUCUUUCCAGGCGACUGUCCAACACUGCUUUGGAAAACCCGGACUCAUUGCGAUCUCAGUAGCACAAUGGGCUUUCGCUUUUGGCGGCAUGAUAGCCUUUUGCAUCAUCGUCGGAGACACGAUCCCCCAUGUGCUGAUCGCACUAUUUCCUGGCCUCGAAGACAUGUCUUUCUUAUGGCUCCUUACAGAUAGAAGAGCCGUCAUUGUAUUAUUCAUCCUUGGAAUCUCCUAUCCCCUUUCCUUGUAUAGAGAUAUUGCUAAGUUAGCGAAAGCAAGCACAUUUGCAUUGAUAAGCAUGAUCGUCAUUAUAAUAACAGUCGUAACGCAGGGCUUCCGCGUCCCCUCGGAGUAUCGAGGUCAGGUUCGCGGCAGCAUUAUCAUGAACAACGGCGUUUUCCAGGCAAUUGGCGUCAUUUCCUUUGCAUUCGUGUGCCAUCACAACUCACUGCUCAUCUACGGCUCGCUCCGGAAACCCACGAUCGAUCGCUUCUCCCGCGUAACGCACUUUUCCACCACAGUCUCCAUGCUCGCCUGCCUCACCCUGGCCCUAUCGGGAUACCUAACCUUUGGCGACGCGACACAGGGCAACGUGCUCAACAACUUUCCGCGCGACAACAUCAUGGUGAAUGUGGCGCGCCUGUGCUUCGGACUCAACAUGCUGACGACCCUCCCACUCGAGUGUUUUGUCUGCCGCGAAGUCAUGGACAAUUACUACUUUCCGGGCGAGAGCUGGCAUCCGAACCGCCAUCUGAUAUUCACCACGAGCCUGGUGGUCAGCGCCAUGGGGCUGAGCCUGCUGACGUGCGAUUUGGGUAGUGUUUUUGAAUUGAUCGGGGCGACCAGCGCGUGUGCAUUGGCAUAUAUCCUGCCGCCGCUGUGUUAUAUGAAGCUCAGUACGCGGACUUGGAAGACAUAUGCAGCGGGCGCGUGCGUGGCGUUUGGGACGGCUGUGCUGGGCAUCAGUCUGGUGCAAGCGGUCGUGAAAAUCAUGAGUGACACCGGGGGGCCGCAGACUUGCUAGCGGUGGUGUAGGGUAUGGUGGAUGUAUGUACAGAUAUGGUCAAUUUAUGUGACGCGAAUGCGUGUUGACGAAUGCGGGUCGGCGUUUGGUGAGCAGUAGAUGAAGGUGGACAGGAUGAAGCACUCUGCUCUCUUGCUCUCUUGCUCUCUUAGGAACAUAGCAUUUGCAGAGCUUUGCACACGUUCAUGUAGACAUUCAUGUGAAACUUCACGU
Pseudovirgaria hyperparasitica is the source of this 1987-nucleotide messenger RNA. RefSeq lists its product as uncharacterized. Gene Ontology annotation, molecular function: amino acid transmembrane transporter activity. Gene Ontology annotation, cellular component: endoplasmic reticulum. The record is from RefSeq and is a predicted model, not a curated record. Gene Ontology annotation, biological process: amino acid transmembrane transport. NCBI's taxonomy places the organism in Eukaryota, Fungi, Ascomycota, Dothideomycetes, Acrospermales, Acrospermaceae. Bases 83 to 1774 code for a protein of 563 amino acids. The transcript is spliced from 4 exons.